Molecule: messenger RNA, 1788 nt
Organism: Diatraea saccharalis (sugarcane borer)
Lineage: Eukaryota; Metazoa; Arthropoda; Insecta; Lepidoptera; Crambidae
Source: the annotation of a GenBank genome assembly
AUGGAAUGUCCAACCCAUGGAGAUCCUUUAAAGCUUUUCUGUAAAGGAUGCAAUGAUUACAUUUGUCAUAAAUGUACUUUAUGGAAUCAUAGAGAUCAUGAUCACUCGCCAAUAAAAGGUGAUUUUGAUAAAUGUAGAAUAGAAGUGAUGAAGAUAUUAGAAGAUACGAGAAUUGGUAAGAAGGUAAUAAAAGCGAGUAUUGAUCGUGCAGUGGCUAUGUUAAAAGCUUAUGAAAAAGAUGCUACGGAAGCUAAUAUGAAAAUCAGAAACACUAUGCGGUAUUAUACUGAAUUUAUUGAGGCUCGGAAAAAAUACCUUAUAGACAAGGUUGAGAAAAUGCGUCAGGCGAAAACGACCCAGUUAUCUGACUAUACGAAUACAUUACGGGGUAUGCUCGCUGCUUUGGCACAUACAAAUGAUUUCUUAGUGCAAAACAUGGAUUCUGAUGGUUUACGCUUAUUUAUGGCUAAUGAAAAGGGCAGAUCGCAGAUUGAUUAUUUUUCAACUAUGUUUAAGAAAAUGACUAUUGAUGAGGAAAGAAUUGUGUUUAUUUCACCAUAUUUUGACUUAGUAGACCUAUUAAGAAAAUUCGAUGUUCAACGUAUUUGCGCAAUUUCUGGUCAAGUAGUUAACUCUGUUAUACAGUACCCUCGCGAGGCUAUGAUUCCACUGCAGUCUUUGCAAACAGCUCAGCCACAUCGUCCUUUGAAUUAUAGUCUUGCGAGUACUAGUAGUACGACAUCACCGCCAAGUCAAACUUUAUGUCUAAAGUCUUAUUAUUGCAACAACACCUCUGCCUUAAAUAUGGAAUUGACUACUCCUACACGAGGUAUUGGACAAGCUAUUUCAGGUUAUUGGAUGCCAGUAUCUUCAAAGCCAAUCAGAAAUUUUGUCCCUGGUGAGCCUAUGUUUUCAUUUGGUCGUGAGGGACAAGGUCAAGGCCAAGUUUCUAGACCAUGGGGCUUAUGCAUAGACAGAGAGGGUCACAUAAUAGUUGCCGAUAGGCGCAAUAACCGUAUUCAAAUAUUCACUAAGGAUGGUGAGUUCAAAACCAUGUUCGGUUCCAAAGGCAAUGGCCCUGGUCAAUUUGAUCUACCAGCUGGUAUUGCAACUGACAUAUUUGGCAGAAUUAUAGUCGUAGAUAAGGACAACCACAGAAUUCAAAUAUUUUCAAUGUCUGGCAACUUCAUCUUCGCAUUCGGAUCCUUUGGGAAAGAAUAUGGGCAGUUCCAGUAUCCAUGGGAUGUAGCUGUCAACACCUUAGGAAACAUUGUCGUGACUGAUACGCGUAAUCACCGAAUUCAACUAUUUACAAGAGAGGGGGCUUACAUGAACAAAUAUGUAUUUGAAGGAGCUAACUCAAUGAAAAUGUUAAAGGGUCCAACAACUCCAAGAGGUGUGUGCUUUACAACUUCAGGUAAUAUAAUAGUAUCCGAUUUCGAAAAUCAUCGCUUGUUAUUGGUAGAUUCGACUUUGUCAAAAGUACUACAAUGUGUAGGAUGUGAAGGUUCUGGUAUCGGUGAGUUUAACCGUCCAUCGGGUAUUGUGACUGAUGACGAGGGUCGCGUAAUCGUAGCAGAUUCCAAAAACCAGCGUAUAGUUGUAUUAACUUCAGAUCUCCGUAUACUAUCCACCGUGUAUUUCAAGAGUCCAGAUCUUGACGACAAAGACCGCCCGUGUGAUGUAGCUCUAACUCCAGAGGGCUAUAUGGUGGUAAUGUUUGAAACUCUACCUGACACAGCUCGUGAUGUUGCUUCUAAUGAUAAGGAGUAUAUCAAAAUCUAUUAA